Drosophila ficusphila is the source of this 579-nucleotide messenger RNA. RefSeq names its product thioredoxin domain-containing protein 5 homolog. The transcript has a single exon. NCBI's taxonomy places the organism in Eukaryota, Metazoa, Arthropoda, Insecta, Diptera, Drosophilidae. The coding region runs from base 11 to 541 and encodes 176 amino acids. Gene Ontology annotation, cellular component: endoplasmic reticulum. Gene Ontology annotation, biological process: protein folding. Gene Ontology annotation, molecular function: protein disulfide isomerase activity. The record is from RefSeq and is a predicted model, not a curated record.
GCCAAGAGCAAUGCCUAAAUUCUCGUACAUUCUGUAUUUACUAGUAGUUUUACUGGUUUCUAAAGUUAAUUCGGAAAUACCUUCAUCCGAAAACAGAUCCUCAAUUACCAACCAAGCUGUAAAGCCAAGGUCUCUGGACGACUGUACGCCUGGCAAAGUUUUUUCUUUGGCACCAGAGAACUAUUACGAAACCACCAAAAGUGGAAUAUUCUUCGUUAAGUUUUAUGAGCCAAAUUGCAUUGGCUGCCGAAAAGUUGAGAAUAUUUGGACAGACCUGGCCCAAUCUUUGAAAUUGAAGAGGAACAUUUGUUUUGCUGAAUUGAACUGUCAAUUCGCAAAAUUAAUAUGCAAGGACUACGAAUUACGCUACGAACCGAAUUUAGUAUGGCUUGAGAACGGAUUCAAAGUUCGCCAUUAUGAUGGAGACCAAAAUUUCAGCGACCUUAAAAAGUUCGUCAAUGAUAUGAAUAGGUUGAAUGACACCAACUCUUCUGCAGAAAGGAUACAUUUUCACUUUAAACUUCUUGAAUUGGUUCUGUAAGACUGAUUAUGCGUAUAAUUAAAAUAAUUUGAGUUUGA